UCAUACCAGAACCCUGAGCAGAUUCUGUCUGCAGCCAUGAUGCCCGUGGCCACCGUGAUGCCCGAUGACACGCCCAUGUUUGACCCCAGGAUCCUGCAGGAACUCGACUGGAGUGAGAACACCACGGCCUUUUCUCCUGCUAUUUCUCCACUGGAUCCAGGGGAUGGGCUGGUCCUGAGACCACUUUGCACAGCUGAUUUAAAUCGAGGCUUUUUCAAGGUUCUGGGUCAGCUGACAGAAACAGGAGUUGUGAGCCCGGAGCAGUUCAUCAAAACCUUCGAGCACAUGAAGAGGUCUGGAGAUUACUACGUCACCGUGGUGGAGGACACCAACCUGGGGCAGAUCGUUGCCACGGCAACGCUGGUUAUAGAACACAAAUUCACUCACUCCUGUGCCAAGAGGGGCAGGAUAGAAGACGUGGUGGUCAGCGGGGAGUGCAGAGGGAAGCAGCUUGGAAAACUAUUAACGUCCACCCUCACCUUGCUGAGUAAGAGACUGAACUGUUACAAAAUCACGCUGGAGUGUCUGCCCAAAAAUGUGGAUUUCUACAAGAAGUUUGGCUAUUUGGUAUCUGAUGAAAACUACAUGUUUCAACGGUUCUUUAAUUAACAGCUUCUAGGUGCUCUGGGUUCUUUUUAUUUUUUUCUUGGAAAGACUGUUGGUGGAGGAGCUUGUGCUACAAACAUUCUCUCCGUGGAAAAUUUCUAUAGUUUAUUGCUGCAGAUAUAACAAUCCCUAUAAAUAAUGAACAUCAAAUGUGUAAAUCUUGGGGG
Messenger RNA from Onychostruthus taczanowskii (white-rumped snowfinch), 773 nucleotides. It is a transcript of the gene GNPNAT1, whose product is annotated as glucosamine-phosphate N-acetyltransferase 1. The record is from RefSeq and is a predicted model, not a curated record. The coding region runs from base 37 to 609 and encodes 190 amino acids. Gene Ontology annotation, molecular function: glucosamine 6-phosphate N-acetyltransferase activity; monosaccharide binding. Gene Ontology annotation, biological process: UDP-N-acetylglucosamine biosynthetic process. Gene Ontology annotation, cellular component: Golgi apparatus; endoplasmic reticulum; endoplasmic reticulum-Golgi intermediate compartment. The transcript has 6 exons. NCBI's taxonomy places the organism in Eukaryota, Metazoa, Chordata, Aves, Passeriformes, Passeridae.